AUGCCGGCGUCGUCGAGGGGCAGUGCGCCGGGUGUAGCUCCUGAGGGCGCGACGAGUUCAGCUUUCGUCGCAGACGGAGCUCGAGUCGUGGAUCCAUCAGUUUGCCUUGACCCGAAUCCCUCCAUUAAGGAAACUACAAGUAACGCAUCGCUGCAAGUGCCAGUACCUUCUGGUCCUCUAGUAGCAUCUUCAACAGAAGUGGGAGGAGAUGGAGCAGCAGCAGCCGCAACGUCUUCCACCGCGACUGGUCCAGCAGCUGGCGGAGCCACAUCUUCUACAUUGAAAGUAGGAGGUGAAGCCGCCGCCACGUCAUCAAAAGCACCGAAAGCGAAGGCAAAGAGUAGCAACAAACGUAAAGCUCCAAAUGCAGCUGGGAAGUUAAGUUGAGUUGUCUGUGAAUUAUUAGGGAAAUAGGAGGAGGUCCUACACCUGCUAGUAGGAGGUCCUACACCUACUAGCGCGCACUGGGAGGAGGUCCUACACCUACUAGCGCGCACUAGGAGGAGGUCCUACACCUACUAGUAGGAGGUCCUACACCUACUAGCGCGCACUAGGAGGAGGUCCUACACCUACUAGUAGGAGGUCCUACACCUACUAGCGCGCACUAGGAGGAGGUCCUACACCUACUAGUACGAGGUCCUACACCUACUAGCGCGCACUAGGAGGAGGUCCUACACCUACUAGUAGGAGGUCCUACACCUACUAGCGCGCACUAGGAGGAGGUCCUACACCUACUAGUACGAGGUCCUACACCUACUAGCGCGCACUAGGAGGAGGUCCUACACCUACUAGUACUAGGUCCUACACCUACUAGCGCGCACUAGGAGGAGGUCCUACACCUACUAGUACUUGUAUGUACUUCUUUUUGUGAUCUCCAUAGUGUCAAAGUAACCUAGACGGAAAAAUCGGAAGUCCCAUCUUCUAAUGAAGAGCAAAGCUGCGCCUGGUGCGAAACCAGCUACAAGUAUUCGGGAAAUGCUGUCGCAGUCGUCUCAGAGGGACCCUAAUGCAGGAAAUUCCGCUUCCAGCAGACUUCCAAAAGUGCGGAAAAUUGCACCCACGACUGAUCAGAUGUAUAGGGACUACCACGCCAAACGAGAUUGGGAGGCCGAUCGGCGCAUGGAAACGGAUUUACAGCAGCAUUUGAAGGAGAAUGUUGAUAAGAGCAAGUAUUUCACUUUUUGUAGAGAGGCUUGACUACAUUCCUCUUCUUUCAGUAUCUCCCUUAUUUUCAAUAGUUACUCGGUUAUUUCAGUUUUUCGAAUAUGAAAGAACUUCAAUUUCAUCUUCCACACACUCACAUUUUCAUGGCCAACAGGAACAGGAGAGUUCAAUUUCUCCAUCUCCCACGCACAAACUUGAUCCAGGGACAACAUUUUCCACAUGGCAUGCCAGUUUUUGGACGUUUACAGCUUGCUGAAUAUGCGGUGUGUCUGCAAGGAUUUCUGCGCUGCUGUGCGCGUCGAUCAGAGGAAAUUAAAGACCGUUUUGCUACGAAAAAUAGCAAGAUUCUUAGACUUUGGGGCAAACCUGUCAAUGCGGGACGUCGAUACGAAAAUGGCAUCUCAAUGUCCAGACUUCUUCUCCAAUCAUUUCGAUAUCGAAGGGACGCCGUAUUCUAUUGUUAAGCCCAUGAGACUGACUAUUUUGGAAAGACGAAGAAGAGUCCAGUGGUGUCCAAGAUGAAGACCUUGUAUUUAUGGAGUAAACAGUAAAUGAACAAAAACAUCAGAAUGAGAAUAUCUAUGUAGUUGACACUUCUACAUCAUUGGCGGGUCGUUUCGGAGACACGACACGGCGCACACCUACAACAAAUUUUGUUGUUGAACAAAUGACCCUACUACACGAACUUUUUUAUCUCAGGUACAUUCGCGGCGUCACUCUCUACACAUCGGAUGAGACGCUGCGUUGUAGCUGGGUUGAUCGGUAUCUUUUCGCGGAUCUCGAAUCGUGGAACCCAGAUCCUGCCAAAGACGCUUUGACCUCUCUGAAAAGGUUGUGGGACUUCCAGACGGGACGCAAGUUGGGCGGUGUAGCAACAAAUAUUCUUACCGUAUUUAGCUUUUGUGUAAACAUCUAAUUCAAUUACUUGUUCUAUCUACGGCAUAGUCUUGUACUUGUUCAACAUCAAUUACCUCCACGACCUCAAAGACUUCGAUAUGACUUGCAUGAUAUUUCAUCAAACCCUCAUCGUGAAGAUACAACUAAAAACAGAAAGAAUCCGUGCCUAACCGAAGUUGGACGGUGAAUUUUGUGAAGGCCAAGAGGUGGCAAGAAUUCAAUUCCUGCACUACCGUAAACUGGAAGACGAAGUUUAUGGCGCUUUUCUACCACCACCAUACGGAAGAGGAACCAAUACGAGCACGCUUAAGGGACUUGAUUUUAUGGCUGGUGAAUUGCUGUGACCACUGUGUUAAACUCUCUUACCACGUUGGAGUUGGUUAAUGAUAUCCCUCGUGUGAAGAUUCCUUUCCACGACUCUUCUACUGAGUAGAAAAGUACUACAGGAACGCUUGGUAGACCUGUAUGAACUAUGGUCACGAAAAGCACUUCUAAUCCUUCUGCGGGAAGUGGGGCACGACAAAGUUACCCUGGGAAUCAUGCUUGACCCAAUGAAGUGAGGAGGCUUCUCGGCUGAUUAUUUUGGCGUAAACAUCGUGCGCCGGCACGACAGCAUACCGAAUGAACAAAAUCAUGAAUGAGAAUGAUGACCAGCAUCUUUUUGACCAUUUUCCGUAUAUCAUUGCGCUCAUAUUCAUCUUCUUGAUCAUAAGCAGGAAAUGCACAAGACGAAGAAAAACAGCUAAAUAUCACGACCUGAAUCCCCGCGAUGAUCGAUCCCUUAUAAUAUUCGAAGGACUUCUACCUACAACUCCAACUCUACUGAUGCGCCCGAUGAC
Molecule: messenger RNA, 2900 nt
Organism: Amoebophrya sp. A25
Lineage: Eukaryota; Dinophyceae; Syndiniales; Amoebophryaceae
Source: the annotation of a GenBank genome assembly